Messenger RNA from Engraulis encrasicolus (European anchovy), 3277 nucleotides. It is a transcript of the gene ggnbp2, whose product is annotated as gametogenetin binding protein 2. NCBI's taxonomy places the organism in Eukaryota, Metazoa, Chordata, Actinopteri, Clupeiformes, Engraulidae. The record is from RefSeq and is a predicted model, not a curated record. Bases 427 to 2589 code for a protein of 720 amino acids. The transcript is spliced from 15 exons. Gene Ontology annotation, cellular component: cytoplasm; nucleus.
AGUUGUCAAACGGUUUGACGCGUCAAUUUGAACAUUCCCCGAAGUUGUGCCUUCGGUGGUAGAUCGGGAAUGAAUUGGCUCUUUGAAAAAUUUCACAACAAUGUCUAGCUAAAUAACCAUAUCAACUUGGCAAGAAAAUUUAAGUUACUAUUAUAACGUACUUACCUGAGAGUAAAUUGUCUUAAACUGAACGCGUCCUGAUGGCUAGUUAACCUAGCUGAUAUCCCUAGCUCCCUGCUAGCGUAAUGUUACCUAACGCUGCAUAGCAAACUUGAAGCUAGCAGCUGACAAAAUUGCUAAUGCUGUCUUGCAAACUUUGAUAACAUUAGCCAAGCCACUCUGUCAGUUGACAGACUAGCUUGUUAACUCGACACACUUUACUAACAGUUCUUGACACCACAACUACGAUCCGAAGAAAAAGGAGACAUGGCGCGUCUUGUUGCCGUCUGUAGGGAAGGAGAAGAGGACUAUCAGUUCCUUGCACGUCAAAUACCACUCUUCAUCAAUGACACUUUAACAAUGGUGAUGGAAUUUGCAGACAGUGCCCUGGACCUGGACAGUCAACAAAUUAACGCCUCACAACUGAAGCAGUUUGUUCAGUAUCAUGCCAUGCUGAAGCAGCAGGACCUGAGCAUGUCCAUGAUGGUGACGUCCAGGGAGGUGUUCAGUGCCCUGUCACAGCUGGUGCCCUGCGUGGGCUGCCGGCGCAGUGUGGAGCGCCUCUUCUCACAGCUGGUGGAGUCAGGCAACCCAGCACUGGAGCCGCUGACCGUACGCUCCACCGGCGUCUUAUCAGUCACCAAGGCCUGCAUGGCGGAUGCCAAGAAGCUUUACACACUCUUCUAUGUCCAUGGGUUGAAAUUGAACGAUAUGAUCGAUGCCAUCCCUAAAAGCAGAAAAAACAAACGCUGCCAGUUGCAUUCCUUAGACACGCACAAACCUAAGCCUUUAGGAGAAGGAAUUGCAGACAGAGGUGUAGUGUUAGCUAAAGACAAUGGAGAUUCAACCAGGAAGGAAGUCAAAUGUAGCAUCCAGUAUCAAUUUGGACCCUUUCAGUCGCCGAACAGUGGAAGCUGGAUGGACGUGUGGGAACUGAUGUCUCAGGAGUGCAGAGACGAGGUGGUUUUGAUUGACAGUGCCUGUCUCCUGGAGACCCUGGAGACGUACUUGCGCAAACACAGGUUCUGCACUGACUGCAAGAACAAGGUGCUGCGGGCCUACAACAUCCUGGUAGGGGAGGUGGACAGCAGCAAGGAGAACGGCUAUUGCGCCGCGCUGUAUGAGGGCCUGCGCUGCUGCCCCCACGAGCACCACAUCCACGUCUGCUGCCAGACAGACUUUAUCGCACACCUCCUGGGCCGAGCGGAGCCCGAGUUCGCUGGCGGAUAUGAGCGCAGGGAAAGGCAUGCCAAGACUAUAGACAUAGCACAAGAAGAGGUGCUGACCUGUUUGGGCAUACACCUCUACGAGAGGCUGCACCGGAUCUGGCAGAAGCUGCGGGCCGAGGAGCAAACUUGGCAGCUGCUCUUCCAUCUGGGCAUCGACGCACUCCGCAAAAGCUUUGAGAUGGCGGUGGAGAAGGUGCAGGGCAUCAGCCGGCUCGAGCAGUUGUGCGAGGAGCUGUCUGAGGAGGAGAGGGCUAAAGAACUCAAGCAGGAGAAGAAGCGGCAGAAACGCAAGAACCGCCGCAAAAACAAGUGUGGCUUUGACAUCAUCGAGCCUGACACCGACUGCAAAGACAAGGAUCUGGACAAGGGUUCGACUGAGUCUGUGGAUGGGUCGUGUAAAGACUGCCGGAACGAAGAGGAGUCUGGGAGCUGUGGGGAGGUCACGGCCACACCCGAGGACUCCUCCUGUAGCUGCCCCGCAGUCUCCCUACUUGGUUCCCCCAAAGUUAAGAAAGGCACGUCCCCCCGCAGUAACGGAAGCGACUGUGGCUACUCGUCCAGUAUGGAGGGCAGUGAGACGAGCUCCAGGGAAGGCUCGGACGUAGCAUGCACCGAGGGCAUCUGCAACCACGAUGAAACGGGUGAUUACUCCAGCCACCAGUGCCUGGAGGAGAAGGAGGAGGACUGCGUGGACAGCUGCGUGGAGUGCUGGGCCAACUCAGAGGAGAGCCUCAAGGGCAAGAACAAGCGGAAGAAGAGGAAGAGCAAGGUCGCAGGCUUCGGGAGCGAACAGGCCACCAAGCCUGAGGGCUGCAUGGGGGACAGGAGAGGGACCACGGGAACGGGCCACAGCAUAACGUCCUCAUCGCACACCUGCCGGGUGAAGGACACCUGCACACAGCUGUGUCGCGACUCUGCACUUCAGCUGCCCUGGGCGGAGCACGGGAAGAGCCCCUCUGGAGGCCCGCCCCCAAGCCUUAUGGAGAUGCUGCAGGAUGAACCAGAAGUAACUUCGGACGAAGAGAAUUGUCUCACGCAAGACGAAAUCCAGACGUUUGUGGAAAGCAACAAGUCCUUCAUGAGCAACAGGAAUCAGUACAGACAGCACUUGAAGGAUCGCUUCACUAAAUACUGCCGCACCAACGAGCAGAAUAAGUCAGUAUGCAGCGCAGAAUGGUUUUCUACCACCAGCGUCAACUAAAAAAAAAAAAAACACAACACACACCUUAGAGAAUUUAUCUUUUUAUGAAAUCGAAAGGAAAAAAACCCUCACUAUUACUACUGCUGCAAUGCCUUUAAAGGAAAUAGACACAAAAUGUGAAUUGAAAAUGUAAUUGAAUGGAAGAAAAAAAGACCGUUUUAGACACUCAUUCUUGUUCUGUUUAUGGUUUCGCGCUACAAAAAAAUGAAAGUGAUUUUUUUUUUUUUUUUUUUUCUCAUUGUUCAGAAUCCUUUUUUCACUUUUUCACGUUCCAAAUCAACCCACCCCCUGCUAUUUGAUUUCCUCCCAUCAUUUCCAUCCCCCUUCCCACCACAUCUCUUCAUCUCCUCCACACCUGACCAAACCCCAUGUUUUUCUCAAGUUCAGGGUCACUGGGUUGGCGGAAGAUCAAGCUUGUAAAGCCGUAACUAGGUUUUAGAUGCUGAUUAGACAUGUUUUUUUUUGUUCUUUUUUUCCUCCUUUCUUUGUCUCACUGCCUGUGACAUGUUGGUGGCAAUGGAUUUACCAGUAAAUGUGUACAGAAAUUAUCUGAAUAUAAAGACUUUACUGAGGAAAAAAAAAUAUCAUCCAUGUGUUAGCACUUUGGGUGUAAUGGGUGUACAUGUGGAUGUAAUGAUGAGCGCAAUGUGCAAAAUUUGCAAAAUAAAGAUAUUUAUUAAUAUGCAAA